ACCCUUUAGCGAAAGAAAAACCCAAAUGUGUUUUUUGAUUUUCCGUUGUUUUUUUUUUCAUGCAGCUGUGAUCGUGCAUGGGUAAAGGAGGAGAGAUUUACAUCAAGAUUUAGCGGCUGUUUAGCGAACGAAAAUGGCGGAAAAACGGCCGAGAACGUGGAAAAACGCUCGAGUAGCUGAUAAAUUGGGAAUACUGAGGCUGCCCAACAGAUAAAACGGUGUAAUUUUCGAUCUCUAGUUGUGCUAGAAGUGUGGCUAAAUAAUGGUCGGCUGAGGAUUAUUAGUGAGCGUAAUAAGGCGUAAUGGUCAAGGCAACUGCAGCAGAUGAAUUUGUAUGCAGACGAUAAAUCCGUCAUGUUGUUUAGGUCACGGCUUUGUGAUAGAUUACUUUCGGUUUGUGUAAAUUUCACGGAAACUUAUUUGUGGUUUGUUUUCCCUUUGCGGACGGCUGUGGAUCGAAGCGGUGACCUGGCAGGCGCAAAUUGGCGUGAAAUUUACGUGGUUUUGGAAAUAGGUGUUUGGAUUUUUUUGCGGCGUGCUGUGGAUCGAACCGGUGACCUCGAGCUGUGAAAUUUGUGUUGUUUUUACGUGGAUUGGGCUGAAUUUUGGGGAAAGGGAUGGAGAAGAUUUGCUGGAAUGCAAAGUGCCGCGGGGCGGCGUUGGUUGGGUGGAGAACGGGGUGGCCUUUACGUUCUGGUGGCUUUGCCGAUCUCUGCAACUCGUGCGGGUUAGCAUACGAUCAAAUGAAGUUCUGUGAGAUAUUUCACACAGAUGAAGAUGGUUGGAAGAACUGCAACACUUGUAAAAAGCGUCUCCAUUGUGGAUGUAUUGCUUCCAUCCAUUCUUUUACACUGCUUGAUGCUGGAGGCAUAGAAUGCAUGGGUUGUGCCAAAGGGAGUGGGAUAAAUCCUGUAUCAAUUCAUAUUCAGCAGCUUGCUCCAUACCUUAUUUCAUCUCAGAGACAGCUAGAUGCGCCUCUGAGGACUUUGAAUGACAAAAUGGGAGCAAGAAUUUCUCAGAACACCAGUACUGCAAGAUGGCAUCAUAUUCCUACAUCGCAGCUGCCUUUAACCGGGCAGGCUGAUUUAUCUUUGCUCAGAGAAAUGCAUGAAAUGGACAAGUCAAAUGACAUUGAUAUAGCAGAGAACAACAUGGGGGAAAAUUUUUCUGCUUCCAGAUUGAAUAAAAAAGAUGAUGGUAUUCCUGAAAGCAAAGGAGCUGACCAUUUAAAACUCAAUGUUGUUGAAUACUCUGGCGAAAGCAGAGGUUUUCCUGAAGCGGGGGAAAGUGGGAAUGAACCUGGAUACAGUAGAAAGGAAACAGCGCAAAGGAUGUUUUCCAUGGAGGAAGGCCAGAAAAAUGUUACAACCGAUUCAUGUUUACAGCCUGCAGUGAUGGGCUCUUUAGAAAAUCAUAAAUGUGAAGAGAUAAAUUCAGAGCAAGAUGACUAUAAGGUUUUGACGUUAGAUAAUAAGGUCUUGGAGUUCCCAGCAAUGACAUGCUUAAAUAUCUCAAUAGGAUCUUUAGCUUCCAAGGAUGCGGUUCAAACCUGCAAUGAUAAAUCUUCUGUUCUAGGGUUGGGAAUCUUGUCAGGUUCUUCUGAACAGGGCAUUAUUACUGCUGCUAAUUCCCAUCAUCAACAACAAUUUCAAGUCUUAUCCAGAUCAUGUAAUCCAAGCCCAAGUACUUGCUCUGAUUCAUCAAAGGAUAUAAAUACACAAAUACGUUUUGCAAGGCCCCCAAGUGAGGGAAGGGGUAGAAAUCAAUUACUUCCACGAUAUUGGCCAAGGAGUACUGACCAGGAACUUCAGUUGAUAACUGGAGAUUCAAACUCCAGAAUAACUCCUCUGUUUGAGAAAACAUUAAGUGCAAGUGAUGCAGGGAGGAUAGGGAGAUUAGUUCUUCCUAAAGCAUGUGCUGAGGCAUAUUUCCCUCCAAUAUCACAGCCAGAGGGGGUACCAUUGGCAGUUCAAGAUGCAAAAGGAAAGGAUUGGGUGUUCCAGUUCCGAUAUUGGCCUAACAACAAUAGCAGGAUGUAUGUUUUAGAAGGAGUUACACAAUGCAUUCAGGCCAUGCAACUCCAAGCAGGAGAUACAGUAACAUUUAGCCGGAUGGAUCUAGAAGGAAAGCUUGUCAUGGGUUACCGAAAGGCUUCUAAUUCUACUUUAACCCAGGAAGGUCAACCAUCGACAUCAGGAAUUGGGCCCUUUUUCAGCAGUGCCCUUAACUCUGGAAGCACAGAAAUUUUUUCAGGCUAUACGCUUCCUUCUGUAAAUGUAAAAGAAGAAUCAUGUGUAGAGCCUCUAACAGGUCAAGUCAAUACUUCAGCUACAAGCUUUAGUUGGUAUAAAAAUGAGAAAGCUGGAGGCAAAUCCAAAGAUAGUUCAAGUCAAUCCUUGUUGACACCAGAAAAGAAAAAAAGUCGGAAUCUUUGUGCCAAGAGCAAGAGACUUUGCAUUGAUAAUGGUGAUGCGUUUGAAUUGAAGUUGGCAUGGGAAGAAGCUCAGGAUUUGCUUCAUCCUCCUCCAAAGGCUGUACCCAGCAUUGUCAUGAUUGAAGGUCACGAGUUUGAAGAAUAUGAGGAGCCUCCAGUGUUGUGCAAAAGGACAUUUUUCAUGGUCAGUCAAUCAGGAGAACAGGAUCAAUGGGCUCAGUGUGAUGCAUGUGGCAGCUGGCGCAGACUUCCUUUAGAUGUCAAUUUACCAAGACGUUGGACAUGUUCUGACAAUUCAUGGGACCCUAAGAGAGCUUCUUGUUCAGCACCUCAAGAAAUAAGCUCUGGAGAUUUUGAAGAUCUUCUCCGCAGCAAUAUAGCCUCCAAAAAACAAAAAUGUGCAGAUGGGUUAAAGGGAAAAAGUACUUCUUCUGGGCUCCACACACUAGCCAAUGCUGUUGUUCUUGAUGAAAAUGGAAAUGAACCUCCUGUAAUUGCUCAGACUACCAAACACCCUCGACACCGACCGGGUUGUACAUGUAUUGUUUGUAUUCAGCCUCCCAGUGGGAAAGGGCCUAAACACAAGCCCACCUGUACGUGCAAUGUUUGUAUGACUGUUAAGCGUCGCUUUAAGACACUAAUGAUGCGCCGUAAGAAGAGACAAUCUGAGCGAGAAGCAGAGAAUGCUAGGAAAAGGCAAGUCCCAAUGAAGGAAGAGGUAGAUGUGGACCCUGCAUCAAAAGGGCAAUCAAUGAACCAGCUGUUGGAGAAUGGUUCCAGACAAGGAGAUCGAAACACCAUUGUUGAUAAAUUUCCAGUUAGUGGAGUGACACUGCCCAUUGUUGAUAAAUUUCCAGUUAAUGGAGUUACUCUGCCAAUUGUUGAUAAAUUUCCAGUUAAUGGAGUUACUCUGCCUACAUGUAUGAAUUUACAAAGUUCUUAUAAAGGCAAUAGAACUAACGAGGAAGAAUUUGUUGUCAGCAAAAGCCAAAUUGAUCUAAAUUGUCAUCCAGCACGUGAGGAUGAAUUAUCAGGUGGAGUUGGUCAGGUUAGCAUGUUGAGGCUUCUCCAGGAUGCAAAUUUACCUCUUGAUAUAUAUCUAAAGCAGCAAGGUUUCCAAGGCUUGAUAUGUCAACCAGGAAGCAUGCCAGUGAUGGGAUUCCAAAGUCAUCCAAAUGAACAAAGAUUGGAUGAGCAGAGCUACAACAUACCUGCUGUACAAAAUGCAGAACAUGUUAAUGAAGGACAUCUGUUUCUUCCUGUUAACGAAGGACAUGUUUUGGCAAACUGCAAAGCUUUGGAAUUCAUGAAUGAGAAGUAAACAAAAAGUUUUGGUGGCUGUCAGCUAUAGAUGGCUUUUAAAAGCUAUAUUGUAAUUUGUAAACAUGAUCAUUGAUAAUUUGAUAGUAAUUGGAAGUUUGCGUAAUAAAAUAAUUUAUUUUUGUUUGGCAUUCAA
Cryptomeria japonica (Japanese cedar) is the source of this 3890-nucleotide messenger RNA. Its product is annotated as B3 domain-containing transcription repressor VAL2. The transcript is spliced from 12 exons. NCBI's taxonomy places the organism in Eukaryota, Viridiplantae, Streptophyta, Pinopsida, Cupressales, Cupressaceae. The record is from RefSeq and is a predicted model, not a curated record. The coding region runs from base 618 to 3755 and encodes 1045 amino acids. Gene Ontology annotation, molecular function: DNA binding; zinc ion binding.